CCCAGUCGCCCAGCACAAGCAAAUGCCCGACCCUAUACCCCACAACCUCUCGUCUCGGCGGGACCGCUCAAUCCGCAGCGCGAGUCGGCAGACGACAUCCAUCCCGGCCGGAUCCAGAGCCAGCUUCCCUCUGCCAUCGUGCUGCACCUCGCGAGAAUUCAAAGCAGCUAUUGGCGCAACUUACCGCAAAUCCUACUUGCAACAGAACAGCUUCUCGGCCUUCUCCUCCUCCUUGGCUACACGGCUACCUCUGCCGCACUCCUCCUCCCCCAUCCGCCAUCUCCUCCAUUGCUUCUCCGGAAGAGAAGGAACCCGGGAAGCCGGCCCCUCACCCUCCGCAAAAGCCACGCGCCACCCACCUUACCCCGCCCACCCUCCGCCCGUCGCUUUCCUCGCGUUUAGCGUAACCGACUCGGUGGGUCGCCGAGGCCGGGGGACAUAAAGGUGCUCGGCGCCGAGGCCGGAUGAUGAGCGGCAGACCGGGCGGGAGGGACGCCGAGGGCGAGUGGGAGGUCCGGCCGGGCGGGAUGCUGGACGGCGACGCGGCCGGCCCCGCCAUCAGGGUCAGGGUGUCCCACGGCGCCGCCUUGCGCGACGUCUCCGUGCCGGCGCUCGCCACCUUCGGUGAGCUGAAGAGGAUCCUUACCCAGGCUACUGGCUUGGAGCCUGAGAGGCAGAGGCUCUUCUUCCGUGGGAAGGAGAAAAGUGACAACGAGUUCCUGCACGCAGCAGGUGUCAAGGAUGGGGCAAAAUUGCUUCUGCUAGAGAAGCUUGCCCCUGCCAACAUGGAGCAGAAGGCUGAGCCAGUGAUUAUGGAUGAGGGCAUGAUGAAGGCAUGCGAGUCUGUCGCGCAUGUCAGAGCUGAAGUUGAUAAACUCUCAGCUAAGGUGUGUGACUUGGAGAAGUGUGUGAUUGGAGGGAGAAAGGUUGAGGAUAAAGAAUUUGUCGUCUUGACGGAGCUGCUUAUGAUGCAGCUUCUCAAACUCGAUGGCAUAGAAGCUGAAGGAGAAGCCAGGGCACAGAGGAAGGCGGAGGUGCACCGAGUUCAGUCGCUUGUGGAGACCUUGGACAAGCUGAAAGCAAGAAAUGCUAACCCCUUCCGUGAUCACAACAAAGCUGUUUCAGUGACGACACAGUGGGAGACAUUCGAAAAUGGUAUGGGCAGCUUGAGCGCACCCCCGCCACAUGUUUCUUCGACACAAAUCAACACUGACUGGGAGUAUUUCGACUAGCCUCAGAUCAAGCUGUUAAUGUAUCAUGAAACUUGUGAGAUCAGUGUUGACAUUCCUUUCACAUGCACGUUGGUGUUGUGUAUAUGCACCGAGUGGAUGCCUUUUGCUAUUCCCACUGCCUGUGAAUGUUACCAAAUGACAUCACUGAUCCGAGGCUUCCAUCUUUCAAUCUGCUCUUGCCAUGGGCAUAUGGUACAUUUUUCGGAUAA
Phragmites australis (common reed) is the source of this 1441-nucleotide messenger RNA. Its product is annotated as BAG family molecular chaperone regulator 4-like. The coding region runs from base 465 to 1232 and encodes 255 amino acids. Gene Ontology annotation, biological process: protein stabilization. Gene Ontology annotation, cellular component: cytoplasm. Lineage: Eukaryota; Viridiplantae; Streptophyta; Magnoliopsida; Poales; Poaceae. The transcript is spliced from 4 exons. The record is from RefSeq and is a predicted model, not a curated record. Gene Ontology annotation, molecular function: protein-folding chaperone binding; adenyl-nucleotide exchange factor activity.